GCGCUUUAUAAAAACACAUCCAGAAAUAGAUUAUACUUUUGGAGAACACAAAUAUCAGCAUACGGAGGACUGAAAGCUUGGCAGCACUGAACAUUGUAAUUGUAGUUAGUAUUAGUAUACUACGGAUGAAUUCCUGAUGGAGGCUGUUCUGGCAUUGAUCCCUCCAGCAAUGCUCUCCUUUACCGUCUGUCAUGUGACUAAUCAAUGCGUCCUCACCAGUGUACCCUGUUGGCAGCAGGGGGAGGGAAACAAAAGUGAGGAAACUGCCACCGUGAUGGAAAUAGUUGAGAAGGGGAGGGGGGAGACGGCACGCGAAGAGCCUACGAGGAAAAGAGAGCAAGAGUGAAAUGCGAAACUCUUCCCAGAGGCUGUGAUCACAGCAUCCGUACAGACAGAGCCGGACUCGCUCGCUCCUUCAACCCCAGGAUUAGAACCUCCAGGUCGGACAUGGACGGCGCCACAGCCCCCUCCAACACGCUGGUGCUGGUGUUUAAAGAAGAUCACGCACUGACAGAGAUGAUGCGUCUGCGCGUGUCCUCCCUGCAGCGCUUAGGGCAGAAGCGGCAGGAGGGCGAGCGCCUGCUCCUCCCCCACGAGGCCAUUUACCGGCUGGACUUUCCCAACCAGGAGCUGAGCUUCUCCCGCUGGUACUUCUCCCUCGCUGCCCACGGCCGCGUUACCAUCACUGGCAUCUCCCAGCACUGGACCCCCGACCUCACCCACCUGAUGACCCGUCAGCUCCUGGAGCCCAUUGGCACGUUUUGGCGCAGCGCCGAGGACCCGGAGGAUUCUCCGCUCAAGUGGCUGGAGGCAGACAUGCAGGAGUUCGGGGAAAGGAUCGCCGAGCUGGCCAAGGUCCGGAAGGUCAUGUACUUCCUGCUCGCUUUCAAGGAUGGCGCCGAGGCCGCCAACCUCAGCUGCUCGGUGGAGUUCACUCUCGACGAAUGACCCCUCACUGUUUGUCAGUAGAAUCUUUUUAGUGCAAUAUUUUUGUUUAAUCUUUUACCUUUAGAAAAGAACAAUUGAAGCUGAAAUAAAAAAAAAAACUUUGGAUCUCCUUAAAUCAAAGAAACAUUUUCUCUAAAAGUCAUUUGCCCAUCUCUUAAAGUGAAAUGUUAUAGUAAAACGAUGCUUUGUGAACAAUUUGUUUAAUAAGGUUACCUUCCAUUCUAAAAUGUUUGCACAAAGAGCAAAUGUUUAACAGCAUCUCAAUAGCCUAAAGUUUAGAGAAGCAGUUAAGAAGCGCUAAAGAAAGUAUUCCUCACAAAACCAAUCACAAAUAUAUAGGAAAAACAAACAAAUGCGAGAUACCUAUUUGCCUUUAUUUCAUUUAAAUGGAACUAAUCCUGUUUGCUUAUUGGUGUUACUUAUUUAUUUUAACUUACUUAAAAGAUAAAUGUACAAUAAACCUCAUCAAUUAAUAACAAAUAAAGAUCUUAUUUUUGUCAUUCACACAGAAAUGUGAGUGAGUUCAUAAAUUAUCAGAUUAGGUUUAAACUUCAUAUUCACCGUUAAAUGCCAAAAGUUACGGCCAAUACCAUUUCCUCUUCAUGGAAAUACGUUUUUAUCCUAAACUAGUAAACCUCAUUGUUGCGCUAACAUUAGCUGGACACAAGAUGAGACUAAUAUGACAUUAGAAGAGUUUUUGAGGGGACGGCCUCACCCAAACAGGCGGAAAGGGAUUCGUGAUUCAUUUGGCUCCAAACUAAACUUCCUUUUGUAAAUAAAACACUCAUUCACUGAUCAGCGCGAUAUUGUGAAAAUUGUGUAGUUGUCCGCUAUCUUUGUUCCAUCUAACGAAGCAGCAGCAAAUGGCAUACAACAUUCACACAAAUCAAUGGAGUCACAUCCAUUAAAGAUCGACUGAAAGCUG
Messenger RNA from Gasterosteus aculeatus aculeatus (three-spined stickleback), 1873 nucleotides. It is a transcript of the gene ompa, whose product is annotated as olfactory marker protein a. Lineage: Eukaryota; Metazoa; Chordata; Actinopteri; Perciformes; Gasterosteidae. Gene Ontology annotation, biological process: signal transduction; sensory perception of smell. The record is from RefSeq and is a predicted model, not a curated record.